AUGAAAUCGUAUGUCGAGCUCGUCACAGUCCCUUCGAGGGACAACAAUAGCACGUUGCUGAUGCUUCACUUCGACGAGAAGCGAUAUGUCUUUGGUCAAGUUGCCGAAGGCACCCAACGGAUGCUGGGUCAGAACUUGGUCAAAAUGAACCGGAUUAGCGAUAUAUUUCUUUCUGGAAAGACGGAAUGGUCAAGCACAGGCGGGCUUACUGGGUUGCUGUUGACAAUGGGAGAUGCCAAAGCUAUUCGAGAUCUGGAAAGACAGCAGCAGCUGGAGCGGAAGCAAGCAAAAUACGCCAUGGCGAACCCCGAUGGAUCUAUGAGCAAUCCAUACCCUCCACCCCCCGAACCGAAGGGCCUUACGAUACACGGUGGGAAGAAUAUACUAAGCACUAUGGCUACUACAAGAAACUUUGUUUUCAGGGAAAACAGUGGGAUCAAUUUUCACGAAUACGAUUUCUUAGAAGGAAGCGUUGUAUUCAAGGAUGAUUUCGUGACCGUAAGGCCACUCAGAGCAUUUCCGAGACAAGGAAGUUCAAAAAUGACGGUGGAAGAGAAUCGACUACGAGAGAUUGAGGAUAUCGAUCUAGGCAGCCGUGAACAGUUGAAGAAUAUCGUCGACGCUAUGUGGAAUGGCCAACCGGGGUCACUACAAGUUGGAAAGGACGACGAGGACUAUGUCAUCUCAUUGGUGACAAGACUCAAGGAGGACGAACAACGGCAGCGCAACGAAAAGGCUGGAUCUAGUGCGCUCCCGAACAAGAACCACGAUAGAGACAUCGAGAGCGAGUCACCGCCCAAAAGGUUGAAAUUGAACUCCGACCAGACAAAGGGUGAUGAAGAACCCUCCUGGGACGGUAUUUUGGAAGCUUCAGAGACGGGAAGGCCUAUACCGGAGUUUUCGGCUUCCCGGCCUUUGCGACGUCCAUGGCCGGCUACAUACACUAGGUCAUUACCUGGAACCAUCCCGAAUACCUCUGCCAUAUCCUAUAUGAUCAGUAUAGCCCAGGUCCGAGGUAGGUUCCGACCGGAUAUUGCGAAAAAGCUAGGCGUAAAGCCAGGACCCGACUUCAGAAUCCUUACCGAUGGCGGAUCAGUCACAUUAGAGGAUGGAACCAUAAUCCAUAGCACUCAGUGUCUUGACCCCCCUCGCCCAGUCAACGGCAUCGCCUUUUUAGACAUUCCGGAUGAGAAUUUCCUAGAAUCAACAAUCGAAGAAAUUAAUGCCUGGAAAGAAGAAAGAAAAAAUAAUAAGGAAAACUGUGCGGUUUCCCUAUGGGUAUGGGUAGUCGGCCCUAAUAUCGAAACGAACAAGAGGCUCUUAGAUUACAUCGACACCCUCGAUGGCCAGCACAUGAUAAACUCGCCGACCUCUCCAUUCCAAGAUAUGUCCUUGAAAGACUCAGCGGCACAGGCAACAAGAUUGAACCUUCUAGACAAUGAAAAUUUCCCACUGCCUUGCCCUGGUUAUUCUCACCCAUCCGGUGUUCCUGAACCGGAACCGACAGAUAAGGACCGAAUACUUAGGGCCAGAGACUCCCUGCUAAUUGAUGUACAUCCGACUCAGGGCGUCCAGCUCGCCAAGCUACGUCCUAGGUUCGACUACAGUUUAGUCCAAAGGGAGGCAAAGACUAAAUUCGGCGAUGGAAGAUAUUGGAGGGCUGCCAAAGCUGCUCACGAGAAAAUUGCAAAAGAGGCAACCCAGAGGGACCCCACACCUUCUGCAGCGGAUGAAGUCGAACUAGUUACCCUCGGGACUGGAAGUUCCAUGCCGAGUAAAUACCGAAACGUAUCGGCUACGGCGGUCACCGUUCCAGGAUUUGGUAACAUCCUUCUCGACUGCGGUGAGAGCACCCUCAACCAGCUCCGCAGGUCAUACGGACAAGAAAAAACUGCUGAGUUCUUGAAGAACAUGAAGAUCCUCUAUAUCAGCCAUUUGCAUGCGGACCACCACCUUGGAACCAUAGCUGUUUUGAAAGCUUGGUUUCUUAGAAUGGUAGACACCAGUGAGGACAUAUCCAAACUCUAUCUAAUUGCGCCCUCUAAGUUCCUCAACUUCCUGGAGGAAUACACCCAGAUUGAAAACUAUGGGUUGCGACACAUCAAUUUCAUAUCGUGUGAUUCCCUCCUCAUCGCCUCACAGCAACAUCCUGACAAUAAGAAACGGGAAGACUCUCAGCGUAUCGAAGAAAUUUUAUCCGCACUCCCGCUCGAGAAAAUUGAAACAUCCCGUGCUGUUCACUGUCGGGGAUCCUUCACUGUGGCAUUUACAUUCAAGCAACCAACCGGGUUCAAAUUGGCAUACUCUGGAGAUACGAGACCCACGAACGGAUUCGUAGAGAUUGGAAAAGACUGCACGGUUCUUCUUCAUGAGGCAACCUUUGACGACGAGCUACGGGACGAGGCCCUUGCGAAGAGGCAUUGCACGACUUCUGAAGCCAUACAAGCGGGGAAGGAUAUGGGUGCAAAGAAUCUCUUGCUCACUCAUUUCAGUCAGCGCUAUCCAAAAUUACCCAACAUUCGCCGACAGUCUUCUAACGGUGAUGACCCGCUUUGUGAUCCAUUCAUGGAAACCUCUGAGGAGAGAGGAUCGACUUACAUCCCCCGAGCUAAAGACAUUAAAGUCUCAGAAAAACGACACGACGGACCUAUUGUUUCUAAGCCGGACGACGAAAAUGCAAUGCACAUCGGGUUUGCGUUCGACAUGAUGCGUGUGAAAGUAAAGGAUUUCUGGAAACUAGAAAGUUUCAUCCCAGCACUAGAAGAACUCUUCAAACAAGAAGAAAAGCUAGACGACGAGCUAUCGGAACCAAAUGAGAACUUAUCGAAGGGUCAAUCGCAGGAUAAGAAUAGGAAAGGGAAAAAGAAAGAGGGCCCCACACCGCCUCAACCCACAAGUAAACGACAACAAGAUAAGUUGGCCAAGAAAUUACAGAGGCGAGGUCCACCACAAAGUAGUAAUUAG
This is a messenger RNA of Orbilia oligospora ATCC 24927, 2964 nucleotides long. RefSeq lists its product as uncharacterized. The transcript is spliced from 2 exons. Gene Ontology annotation, cellular component: mitochondrion. Gene Ontology annotation, molecular function: 3'-tRNA processing endoribonuclease activity. Gene Ontology annotation, biological process: mitochondrial tRNA 3'-end processing. The record is from RefSeq and is a predicted model, not a curated record. NCBI's taxonomy places the organism in Eukaryota, Fungi, Ascomycota, Orbiliomycetes, Orbiliales, Orbiliaceae. Bases 1 to 2964 code for a protein of 987 amino acids.